Molecule: messenger RNA, 696 nt
Organism: Aspergillus calidoustus
Lineage: Eukaryota; Fungi; Ascomycota; Eurotiomycetes; Eurotiales; Aspergillaceae
Source: the annotation of a GenBank genome assembly
AUGACGGUCUCCCCGCCCGCAACGCUGAGCAUCCGCGAUCUGAAUGGUGAUUGGACCAUUGACAAGUCCAAAACCGAGAACCUCGAUGGAGCCCUGAAGCUGCAAGGAAUCGGCUGGCUCCGCCGAAAAGCCGUCUCGUCGGGCACAAUCACGCUGAAAAUCACCCAAACAACCCCAGCCCCCGACACCACUGCCGCCGCAGCCGCCUCCAAUGGCAGCACCGGCACCACGGAGCCCGUCAAGCUAAUGAUGCAGCAAGGCCUUCGGGGUAUCUUCCCGGGCGUCGAGCAAACCCGCUCGCUCGACUGGACGGAGCACGAGCAUGUCGACGCAGUCUCCGGCGCGGCGAUUACAGUGCAGAGUCGGUUUGUGGAUGGAAUCCGGGGUGCGGAUGGGCGGCGGGUUAGACCGGACUUGGCUGUUGAGACGGCCGUGCGGAAGAGCGAGGUUGCGGAGUAUUUGGGGGCUGGCGUGGAGGUUGUCGGUGUCGGCGAGCGUGAGAAUGGGAAUGGGCAUGUGGUGGAGAGGGCAUUUGUGCAGGAUUUCAUCUCUGGUGGUGCGGAGGGGUGGACGGCUGAGCAGAUCUGGGCCGUCGAGAGGAUUGGCGAGGAGGUGCGCUUGACCUGCAAGGCUGUUGCGGCCAAGGGGUCUGCGAUUGAGAAGGCGGUUCUUGUUUAUCAGUUUGGGGAGCAGUAG